UUUGGACAGUGACAAUGGUGACAAAUGAUUGCAGUCAGCUGUGCAUGACAUGACAUCAAAAAUACUUUUGAUUUAUCAAUUCGUCGUCAAUCGUCUCGGCCUGUGAUAUUAGCAUCUAGCGGUAUGAUAGUUAAGCUAAGUUUGAGAGCAACGUGUGAACCGGUCGCGCGCUCAGCAUGCUAGGGGCGUUGGUGUAUAUGUGCGAGGUCCGCAAGGAGCUGCUGGUGUGUCUGUCGCUGUCGCUGCUGUACCUGGCGUACUACCUGCUGGAGGCGGUGAAGCGGCCGCAGCUGCACUGCCGCGCGGGCGACUUCCGCGCGCUGCUGGAGGCGCGCGUGCCGCUGCUGCGCGAGGCGUACUGGCCCACGCCGUGGUGCGUGGAGGCGCGCCUGCAGACCGUGCUGGGCUCCGUGCUGCGCUCGCGCCUGCUGCCGCCGCAGCGCUACCGCCGUGAGGUGCUGCGGCUGUCGGACGGCGGGCAGGUGGCGCUGGACUGGGCGGAGCUGGACGCGCGGCGCGACCGGCCCGUGCUGCUCGUGCUGCCCGGCCUCACGGGCGGCGCGCACGCCGACUACGUGCGCUGCCUGGUGGCCGCGGCGCGCGAGCUGGGCGCGCACGCCGUCGUGUUCAACAACCGCGGCCUCGGCGGCCUGGCGCUCACGACGCCGCGGCUGUACUGCGCCGUGUCGCACGACGACCUGGGCGAGGUGGUGGACGCCGUGCGCGCGCGCGGCGCCGCGCCGCUGCUGGCCGUGGGCGUGUCGCUGGGCGGGCUCAUCCUGGGCCACUACCUGGCCGCGCACGGCGCCGCGGCGGCCGCCAAGCUGCGCGCCGCGCUCGUGGUGUCGUCGCCGCUGGACGUGGAGGCGGGCGCGACGUGCAUCGAGGCGCCGCCGCUCAACGCGCUGCUAUCGUGGCACAUGGCGCGCAACCUGCGGCGCACAGUGCGCGCGCACGCGCCGCUGCGGCACGCGUGGCCGGCGCUGGAGCGCUGCCGCACGGUGCGCCAGUUCGACGCGGCCUUCACGGCGGCGCACUUCGGCUUCGCGUCCGUGGACGCGUACUACGCGGCCGCCACGCUGCGCGGCCGCCUGCGCGCCGUGCGCGUGCCCACGCUGUGCCUGCAGGCGGCCGACGACCCCUUCCAGCCGGCCGCCGUGCUGCCGGCGCGCGAGGCGGCGCGCAGCGCGCGCGUGGCGCUGGCGGUCACGGCGCGCGGCGGCCACAUCGGCUUCCUGGAGGGCUGGUGGCCCGCGCCGCCCGCCACGCCGCCGCAGCGCACCUACAUCGCGCGUCUCGCCGCGCAGUACUUCCGCGCGCUGCUCGACGAGCCGCUCGCCGCGCCGCCCGACGACGAAGACGACAACGACGACGACGCCGCCGACCUCGCCGUGCGCCCGAUCGCCUAGAGCGCACGACUACACAGCACACAACGUUCGCACAACUAGUUUAUCGAGAUAUUUUUAAGAUUUAAAACCGUAUUAUUGUCGCUUUACUAACGUUAGGUCAAUUACAUUUAUACUAUAUACACGAGGUCGCUCCUCGCGCGCCGCGGCGCACGCGAGCGCACGGAGCGACCCGCGCCAGCCUUUUUAUAAUUUAAGCUAAAGAUAAUAAUUAAUCAAAUUGAAGAGACGCCUCAUCGGGGAGCAUUUACUGUUAAUAGAAUAUUAUAUCGUUAUUUAUUUGUAAGAGAGCUACAGCGCCGCCGCUCCCCUGCGCGGGAGCGGGACAGGAGCUACAGCGCCGCCGCUCCCCUGCGCGGGAGCGGGACAGGAGCUACAGCGCCGCCGCUCCCCUGCGCGGGAGCGGGACAGGAGCUACAGCGUCGCCGCUCCCCUGCGCGGGAGCGGGACAGGAGCUACAGCGCCGCCGCUCCCCUGCGCGGGAGCGGGACAGGAGCUACAGCGUCGCCGCUCCCCUGCGCGGGAGCGGGACAGGAGAGGGGACAAGCAAACAUCGUCGCUGGGGUAGCACUUUAUUGUACGCGUCGGAGACGCUUUCGUCCGAAGAGAUAAUAAUGCACAAUCUGUGAUCCGGGAGCGGGCCGCCGCCCCCUAGAGUAUUUACACGCGCGCUGCGGCCGCACAUAUCCGACUUUUUAUCGUUUUAAUAAAUAAAUAUGCAUUUUU
Molecule: messenger RNA, 2132 nt
Organism: Maniola jurtina (meadow brown)
Lineage: Eukaryota; Metazoa; Arthropoda; Insecta; Lepidoptera; Nymphalidae
Gene: Hydr1
Product: protein ABHD1
Exons: 4
Coding region: 177-1409 (410 amino acids)
Biological process (GO): medium-chain fatty acid biosynthetic process; medium-chain fatty acid catabolic process
Molecular function (GO): acetylesterase activity; monoacylglycerol lipase activity
Source: RefSeq, a predicted model, not a curated record